Messenger RNA from Talaromyces amestolkiae, 957 nucleotides. RefSeq lists its product as uncharacterized. The transcript is spliced from 4 exons. Lineage: Eukaryota; Fungi; Ascomycota; Eurotiomycetes; Eurotiales; Trichocomaceae. The coding region runs from base 1 to 957 and encodes 318 amino acids. The record is from RefSeq and is a predicted model, not a curated record.
AUGUCCCAGUACCACCCCCUCACAGACGGCGACCAAAUCGCCUCCGACUUUUCCACUACCAUCAAAAACAAAGUAAUCCUGGUCACAGGGGUAUCCCCCGGCGGCCUCGGCGCUGAAUACGCACUUACAAUCUCCAAACAUUCACCUUCCCUAAUCAUCCUCGCGGGCCGCGACAUCACCAAAAUCGCACAAACCGCGUCCACGAUCGCCGACGUCGCGCCUUCAGUCGCAACGCGUACGCUAGAACUAGAUCUCGCGUCGCAGAAACAAAUCCGAGAAGCUGCGAAGGAAGUGUUGGCGUACGCCGAGUCUAUUGAUGUACUGGUUAAUAAUGCGGGUAUAAUGGCCAAGUUGCCAUACAGCCAAACACCAGAGGGAAUCGAAGCCCAAUUUGGAGCAAAUCAUAUCGGGCAUUUUCUGUUUACGAAUUUGAUCAUGAGCAAAUUAAUUCGUAGUGAAGGAAGUGGUAGGACGGCGAGGGUGGUGAAUGUUGCGAGUGACGGGUAUCGGUUGGGGCCGAACGGCGCAACGUACAACCCUUGGCGCGCAUACGGACAAUCGAAAACUGCGAAUUUGUUAUUCUCCAGAUCGCUGGCGACGAAACUUGCAAAGAGAGGAUUGAUAUCCGUCAGUCUUCAUCCGGGAGUGAUUUUCACCAAUUUGGGGCGUCAUUUGGACGCUGAAGGAUUUCAGGGGUUGAACCAGGUCGAUCGUGAACUGGGCAACAGAAAUUACUGGGGCCCAUUCAAGGGACGGACGCCCAACCAGGGUGUUUCGACGCAUGUUUUUGCUUCGUUCAAUGAUUCUAUUACUCUGACUAGUAACAACGGGGUCUAUUUGGAAGAUAACCGCGUGUUUCAGCCGGAAGAAAUGCACAGCUGGGGACGAGAUGAUGUCGAUGCUGAGAAGUUGUGGAAAUUGAGUGAAAAGCUUGUUGGGGAGAAGUUUUCUUAUUGA